Molecule: messenger RNA, 1629 nt
Organism: Lasiodiplodia theobromae
Lineage: Eukaryota; Fungi; Ascomycota; Dothideomycetes; Botryosphaeriales; Botryosphaeriaceae
Product: MFS transporter
Exons: 2
Coding region: 1-1629 (542 amino acids)
Biological process (GO): transmembrane transport
Molecular function (GO): transmembrane transporter activity
Source: RefSeq, a predicted model, not a curated record
AUGGAUGAGAAGGAAGAUUCCGCCUUUUCUAACGAGGAACCCGAUGGGCAUGUCGAAUACCGAUAUAUCGACUUUGACACUCCUCUUCCGUUGGAAGUGCAACAACACCUCAAUAGCCAAGGUCCCGAGAAGAGAAAGCGACUUCGACAUGACAAUAUUCGGUCGCCCCAGAACAUGUCCAAAUGGCGCAGGAUCACUGUUUCCUGGAUGUGCUACAUUGCUUCAGGCUUGGCCUCACACGCGGCCAGUGGGUACAGUCCUGCCCGGGAGCAACUGUCUGCAUACUGGAAUAUUGGCAAUGUUGCAACACUGGUCGGCAUCACCAUGUUUACAACGGGAUUCGCUCUGGCUCCCAUGGCCUUGGCCCCUCUCUCAGAGGUCAACGGCAGGAAACCGGUCUUCAUUGGCACUGGGCUCCUGUUUGUCGUCUGCCAGCUUUGCUGUGGACUCACUCGAUCCUACCCAGGGAUGCUUCUGGCUCGAUUCUUCGCCGGUGUGGGAAGUUCGACAUACUCAAGCAUGGUGGGUGGCGUCAUAUCAGACAUUUACCGGCCGGAGGAACGCAACACGCCCAUGGCGCUGUUUUCAUGCACUGCCCUUUUCGGAAUCGGCACGGGCGCAAUCGCAUCCGGUUUCACGGCACAGUACACAACCUGGCGGUGGAUCUUCUACUCGCAAGCCAUCGUCGAUGGCGUCUUCGUCGCUCUUCUCAUCCUCCUUUUCCCCGAAACGCGCGCCUCUGUCCUGCUGCGCUGGAAAGCCGCCGAGUUCAACGCCCUGCACGAGGAGAUGGAGCGCGCCGCCCGCCUCUCCUCCUCACCCGCAACCACGACGACGACGACGAGCGACCCCCCGUCGCCGCCGUCGCCGCCGACGCGCAUCCGGUGGCGCAGCGAGCAAGACGAGCAGCAGCGCGGCAGCCUCGCCGCCACCAUCACGACCUCCCUCACGCGGCCCUUCCACCUCCUCCUCACCGAGACCGUCGCCUUCUUCUUCUCGCUGUGGGCCGCCUUCGCAUGGGCGACGCUCUACGUCGCGCUGGCCGCCGUCCCGCUCGUCUUCAGCACGACGCACGCCUUCACACUCGCGCAGUCCAACGCCGUCUUCGCCGCCAUGUGCGCCGGUGCCGUCGUCAUCACGCCCGUCAGCAUCUACCAGGAGCGGUGGGCACGGCAGCGCGGCCUCAUUCCACACAACGAUGCGCCGCCCCCAGAGGCUCGGCUGUACUUCAGCUGCGUCGAGAGCGCGCUGCUGCCGGCGGGGCUGUUCCUGUUCGGCUGGACGGCGGCCGGCCGCGGCGACGCAGACGACGUGCACUGGGUCGUGCCGGUGCUGGCCGUCGGCGUCGCGACCAUGGGCGUCUUCUCCGUGUACCUCGCCGUCUUCAACUACCUGUCCGACGCGUACGGCCGCUUCGCGAGCUCCGCGCUGGCGGCGCAGAGCUUCUGCCGGAACGGGCUGGGCGGCGUCUUGACGUUGGUGACGCGGCGGAUGUUUGUGGACAUGGGGUACGGCGCGGCAGGGAGCUGCUUGGGUGGCGUCGCUCUGGCGCUGACGAUGGUGCCGUGGGUGUUGGUGUUGUAUGGGGAGAGGAUUAGGGCGAGGAGUAAGUUUGUUGGUAGCUUGUAG